AAGGUUCAAGUUGUAUUGCGGUCAACGCCGUUCUUGUUACCGUCGGUAUUCUCGUUGUCCCGUCAUCGGAAUCUUCGUUGAUGCUGUCAUCUUUGUUUUGUUGUUUUUAUACGCAUAUCACUCGAAGAAAUACUUGCAAAAGUCAUGGCCAGAGAUAAAAACCAGGUCCCACUUAAAAUUGCACACAAAACUUGAUGAUUAUAUUUCGAAGAAAGAGAGAGAGACACAGAGAGAAAUUUAUCUCGCAAAAAAAAAAAAAAAAAUCAGAAAAAGUACAGAAAGAUAUAAUCAUGGUUGGUACAGCUACAGUCAGGGAGGAUUACCACCCAUUCAUCGAACAAUGCUUGCCGUUGGUGAAGACAUUUUCCUACACAUGGUUCAACAUGCAAGCAAGAAAGCGUAAACAUUUCAAGAAACACGACUCCAAAAUGAGUAUGGAGUUGUUACGUGAAACUAAAGACGAGUUAGAAAAUCAACCUUACGAUGUAAAACAAAAGUGGGCGUCGAGAUUGUUAGCAAAACUACGAAAAGACAUUAAACCAGAAUGCAGGAGUGAAUUUAUUGCAGCGGUUACAGGUAAAGAAAACACUGAGUGUAUUAUUUCCAAUCCUGAUCAGAAAGGGAAAAUGAGAAGAAUAGACUGUCUUCGACAAGCUGAUAAAGUAUGGAGAUUGGAUUUAGUUAUGAUGAUAUUAUUUCACGCCACCCCACUGGAGAGCACAGAUGGAGAGCGUCUUGGAAAGAUUGCUCGCUGCAAACACCGCAUUUUAUGCGUGAAUCCAUCUCAUAUUUGUAUAGUGGCAAAAGAGUUAGAUCUCUUUUUAUCCAAUUACCUGCCGCAAAGAGGCUUAGAAGGUGAACCGAACAUUUUAACAUCAGGUGUAUUCAGCAGAAAAGAAUUAGACAGAUAUGCACGAGAAUCCAUUGUUUAUCGUCCAUUUCCAAAGAGCUUGGAAAGUCCUCAAUCCAAUUCACCAUAUGGUUCCUACAGUGAGUUAUCGACAACUCGGCCUGUUGCUAUCAAACCAAGCCAAAGAACACACCCAUAUUUCAAUUAUUUACGUCAUCAGUCAAGAUUUGAUGACAAGAUGUCAUCAUUCGAUGACGACUUGGUCAAAGAUGAAGUAGUUGAUGAGCAAACCUGGCACAGCGAUAAUGAUUCAGGAGUUGGCACACCCACAAGAGUAAAGCAUGGUCAUCAAUCCAUUAGUCCAUUAGGUAGCAACUCACAACUGGCGUAUUCUACAUACACGCCUAACUCUCCAUCUCAGCAGUACGGAUCUCCUCCACAGUCCAAUACAACCGAUCUGCAAUUGCAAUAUGCAGCCAACCAAUUUGCAAAGUCAUAUACAAACAUUAGGCAAUACACAAAUGAUGACAAUAGCACCUAUGCAAGUCAAUAUGGUUCAGCAUUUACCCAACAACAACCAUCAUCCACAGCGUUUACACGUAGCCAGUCCACAUCAUAUGGUUCGCCAUUAAUACCAUCCAAACAGCGUUCACAUACAUUUCCGACUGCAUACGAACGAAUGGGAUCGCUAAACCUUUUCAACAGUAGCAACAGCCAACAAUUAGAAGCUAUCAGCAGCUACAACAGUUUGUACAGCCAAAUGAACUCACCAGUGAGUGCCACACCACAAAUCAGAAAUAUUCAACAAAUCAAGAACGAAAACCCAUUUUCAAACAUGCCAUACCAGAAACAAUCCUACGGUGGAGCGUACUCUUCGCAGCAGGACACGCGUAUGUUAGAUUUCAACAGUUCAUGCGGCUCACAGAUAUCUACAGCGUCAAUGACCAGUUGUCAGUACAACCCACCAAUCGUUGAUGUAGGUGAAAGCACACAAUCGAACACGAUAAAUCUCAGUAGUGGUGCAAAUACGCAAAGUACUAUGGAUAUGACAAAUAUGAGCCAGGCACAGAUGAGUGAUGAUGAAAUGUAUGGAGAUAAUAGUGGCUAUCCAACCUUGUCAAAUCUCUUCGCUGUUCAUGCAAAUCAACAAAACACCAAUAUAGAAAAAAUGUUCCACAUGAACGUAGCAGAACAACAACAGCAACAACCACCAGCUACUAUACAUUUGUAAAAAGAAAAAACACGCACUUUUUUUAAAGUGAAAAAUCGAAAACUAUCUACCCUUCUACAAAAUCAGUGUAGUUCGCAGAACAGACUUUUUCCCUGUUCCGUUAGAUAUAGAAGUUUUGUAAAUUAUAUUGUUUAAAUAUGGUUUUGUAAAUACUAUUUUAAAACAAAAUUUAUAUAUAUUAUUCAAUCAUUAUUUUUUUACGUUAUCAAAAAUUUGCCACUUUUGUGUGUGCACUUUUUGAUGACAACAAUAGAAAGGGACAGAUAAUUUCGUGUAGCUUUUACACAAGCACAAUAAAUAUAUUAUAAUUUGAUUCAAACAAAUAACCGACUCUGAAACUCCCGUAGUCACAUCGCUUUAUGUCAUAUGUUAUGAAUACAACAUGUUGUUGUUUCCAGAGAAUCAAAAUUUGUACAUCACAUCAAAGUCCGAUGACAAGUUAAAAAAAAAUAAAGUAACAAUGUAGCUUGUGUAAAAAGGACACGAAAUUGUCUGUGGUCCGUCCAAUGAAAAUUUGUUACACGAAUUGAUUACUCUCUUGAUUAGCACAUUUUGUUUAUUUAAAUGCAUCGUUAAUUAAUGUAUAUAUUUAUUAUUUUUUAUAAUUGUAUAUGCAAUUUCUAGAAUAUAUUGAAGGUAAUUUUUGUACGUCUGCACUGGGUUACACUCGCACUUUUUAGAAAAUAAAUCAGUCUGUAAUCGGAAAAAAAUGAUAAAGAAAAAUCAAAACAAGUAUAUAUAAACAUGUUCUCUACUUUAUUUUAUAUUUCUUUAUUAAUGUUCUCUUUAUUUAUUUUUUUGUAUUCAGAUUUUUAUUCGUGUAAAAAAGGACAGACAAAUAUGGAUGUUUCAUUUGCUCUUAGUCAUGUAACAACAACACAAAAAUCAGUCGCAUUAAAAUAAAAUAUUUCCUUAUACCUUAAGCGAAGAAACUUCAAUUUCGCGAAUUCGAAAAUAUCUCGCGAAACUCGCAAAAUUUUCUUUCCUUAAGGUACUAUGUUUUAUUAUUUUACGGAUUGUUUUAUAUUUAGUCACUAGCUUGAAGCAAGUUCAUUUUGCUCCGUAUAAAAGAUUAUUCAAUACCACAAAAUAUUGCUAUUUAUACUUGUUUGCUAGUUCUUAGGAUAGCGAGAAGAACACAUAUUUAGGUUUGUUCAAAGAGAGUGAAGGCAUGCUCAAAUGUCGGCAUCAACAUGAGCAUUUCUAUCAUCAACCUAAAAAGUAUUUUAGAAGCUUUGUCUGCCUUGACUUAACUCAUUGAAAAUUUUGAUUUUUUUACACUAUUCAUUGAAAAAUUAACAGCUUCUAUAUUUUUCUUGGUUAGAUUCACCCAGCUCAUCAAAUAGGCCUAAAAAUGUGUUUUUUUCUGGUAUCUGUGGGUAAUUCUUGGUAAUUAUUUGUUACAAAAUGUAAGUCAAUUUUUUUAUAUAUGUGGGAUUUAAAACUUUACAUUUUUCAUAUCAGACGUCAAAUAGUCUAGCAGGUCUACUCUUUCUCAGAAAAAGAUAAAUAAAAAAAAGAAUCAACGCGAAUUUCUUUUUAUUUAUUUAUUUUAUUAUUUUUAUUAUUAUUAAUAUCAAAUGUCUAAUUCUUUUUGUUGAACAUUUAUAUAUUCAAAGGUUAAAUAUCUGAUAGAAUUUUUCUCACGCUGUGUUAUUUUGUAUUCUCAUACUAUCCAAGGUAUGCUUCAGGAAGGCUUUUACUUAAUUGAGUUUGUGUACGAAGAGAUAAUUCCAAGAAAUCUGGCUAAAAGUAACUUUUUGCUGAAAUAUUAGGACAUAUUAUAUAUGUGUAUUCCAUAAUUCGCUUUUAGAGGUGGACGCCUAACUUUAAAUUAAAUUAUUCCGACACUCACUUUAACACAACACCUGGUAAAUCGAGAAAAAUCCUGUUAUCUUACUUAGUCAACAUUACGUAUUGUUACAUAUCAUUUCUCCAUAUUAGCUUAAAAUAUUUUUUAUUGUGAUCCUAUCAUUGAUUAUUGAAUGAUUACGUCCAACCUAUAUGUUGUAGGUUUUAGCUUGCUUUAAGCAAACGUUUAUAUGAAGCAAUAUUGUAUGAAGAAUAAAAAUAAAUUGAUAAA
Messenger RNA from Hydractinia symbiolongicarpus, 4164 nucleotides. Its product is annotated as nuclear factor 1 C-type-like. The transcript has 10 exons. Gene Ontology annotation, molecular function: RNA polymerase II cis-regulatory region sequence-specific DNA binding; DNA-binding transcription factor activity, RNA polymerase II-specific. The record is from RefSeq and is a predicted model, not a curated record. NCBI's taxonomy places the organism in Eukaryota, Metazoa, Cnidaria, Hydrozoa, Anthoathecata, Hydractiniidae. Gene Ontology annotation, biological process: regulation of transcription by RNA polymerase II; transforming growth factor beta receptor signaling pathway. The coding region runs from base 195 to 2081 and encodes 628 amino acids. Gene Ontology annotation, cellular component: nucleus.